Polychytrium aggregatum is the source of this 2022-nucleotide messenger RNA. Its product is annotated as nucleotide-diphospho-sugar transferase. The record is from RefSeq and is a predicted model, not a curated record. Gene Ontology annotation, biological process: UDP-N-acetylglucosamine biosynthetic process. Bases 1 to 2022 code for a protein of 673 amino acids. NCBI's taxonomy places the organism in Eukaryota, Fungi, Chytridiomycota, Chytridiomycetes, Polychytriales. Gene Ontology annotation, molecular function: UDP-N-acetylglucosamine diphosphorylase activity. The transcript has 4 exons.
AUGCAAAUUUGGCUGGCGAGGAGCCUUGUUGGCCGGAACUCCUGGAUGAGGCUGAGACAGGCACCGUGCGAGGCGGGCUGCGGUUGGUCCCUGGCAACUGGAUCGACCAGGACCGCACCAGAGCCGCACCAGGGACGGCAAGGCGACGCGCAACGGCCCUGGUCGGAGAUCGCGCUUGUGCUCCACACCAACAACACCGGUGGCGCCCCGCAGCAGUCCCAGCGCAGCCCCACCCCGCCGGACAGCAACAACGGCCUUCCCGAUUGGGACCGCCGCACCGCCGCCGACAGCGCCCGCCCCGUCUCGCCCCGUCUCGCUCCGUCUCGCUGCAGCGAGAAGCGCUCUCGCCAUUCCCACCGAUAUCGAUCGAUCGACACCGCCGUCAGCGAUAGCACCGCCAUCAGCACCAUCAGCACCAUCCACACCGCCAUCAGCACUAUCGACACUAUCAGCACCGCCGCCGCCGUUAAACUCGCCUUACAAUCGCCGUCCGCUCCUCCACCGUCGUUCCAGAAACUCUUUUCGCCCGUUGCAAUGCCCUCCCUCGAAGAACAGUACGCGACCCUCAAGGCCCGCUUCGAUGCUGCCGGUCAGGGCCACCUCUUCACAUACUGGUCCUCGCUGACCGACAGCGAGAAGGCUCUGCUGAUCGAAAACCUCAAGGUCAUCGACGUCGAGCGCGCUAAUGCCAUCUUCAAGCGCACCUACGGCAAGCCCGAGGAACAGCAUCCCAAGAUCGACCCCCUCCCCGCCGAUGCCGUCGACUCGACCCUGUCGGCCUCCAAGGAAAAGCUCGAUCACUGGCGAGAUCUUGGUCUGCAGCUCAUUGCCGACGGCAAGGUCGCCGUUAUCCUGCUGGCGGGUGGCCAGGGUACUCGUCUGGGCUCCUCUGCCCCCAAGGGCUGCUACGACAUCAACCUGCCCUCCAAAAAGUCGCUCUUUGAGCUCCAGGCGCAGCGCAUCCUCCGCAUCCAGGAGAUUGCUGCCGCCCAUAAAUCCAAGGCCGACGGCAAGGAGGUCAUUGUCCCCUGGUACGUCAUGACCUCGGGCCCCACCCGCGCCGCGACCGAGCAGUAUUUUGUCAGCAACAACUACUUUGGCCUGAAGAAGGAGAACGUCUUCUUCUUCAACCAGGGUGUCCUGCCUGCCUUCACCUUUGACGGCAAGAUCUUCCUCGAGAACAAGUACACCCCCGCUGUCGCCCCUGACGGAAACGGCGGCAUCUACGCCGCCCUCCGCAACGAGGGCGUCAUUGCCGAUCUCGAGCGCCGCGGCAUCCCCCACGUCCACGCCUACUGUGUCGACAACUGCCUCGUCAAGGUUGCCGAUCCCAUCUUCAUUGGCUAUUGCGCCUCCAAGAACGCCGAUUGCGGCGCCAAGUCGGUUCCCAAGGCCCAUGCCCACGAGUCCGUCGGUGUCAUCUCGCUGCGAAACGGCAAGCCCGGCGUCGUCGAGUACUCCGAGAUCCCAAAGUCCUACGCCGAGCUCACCAAGCCCGACGGCACCCUUGUCUACAACGCCGGCAACAUCGCCAACCACUACUACACCACCGAGUUCCUGAAGCGCGUCGAGUACAUCGAAGCCGAGCUCGACUUCCACAUUGCCAAGAAGAAGAUCAAGCACGUCGACCUGGCUUCUGGCGAGUCCCAGAGCCCCACCACCCCCAACGGCGUCAAGCUCGAGCUCUUCAUCUUUGAUGUUUUCCCCUUCACCCAGCACUUUGCUGUCUUCGAGGUUGCCCGCAAGGAGGAGUUCUCGCCCCUCAAGAAUGCCCCCGGCUCCAAGGACGACAGUCCCGAGACUUCCCGUGCCGACAUCCUGAACCAGACUGUCCGAUUCGCUACCGCUGCCGGUGCCAAGGUUGUCAAGGGCGAGAAGCAGGACCAGAACGACAUCCCCGUUCUCGAGAUCUCUCCUCUCGUCACCUACGCUGGCGAGGGUCUCGAGCGCCUGAAGGGCGUCACCAUCACCACCCCCUAUAUCAUCAACUCCGAGGCUGACAUUGCCCGUCUGCUUGCUUAA